Molecule: messenger RNA, 354 nt
Organism: Pelobates cultripes (western spadefoot toad)
Lineage: Eukaryota; Metazoa; Chordata; Amphibia; Anura; Pelobatidae
Source: the annotation of a GenBank genome assembly
AUGAACAAAAGAAAUCGGACACCAAACACCAGCAGUGGCAUCAAUCCUAAGUGCUCAACCAGACCUCAACUGAUCAGUUUUAGACUUUCUAAUCCACAAUUCUCUGAGCUCUGGUCACUGGAAACAUCUGAGAGAGACAUCACUGAGGCACUACUGGCUCAAGGGGCAACUAACUCACCAAUCUGCAAGGCAGCAUUGAAACAUAUGGAAAAGGCAACUCUAAACAGAAGAACUUCAAAGGGGAAAAAACAAAUUGAUGGAAGAGCCCCACACAAAGUUCUGAGUAAGGGGACAGCAAGCAUACGAUGGACGUCCUCCACCCAUUCCCUUCUCCAACCCCGUAAUAUUCGUUGA